Messenger RNA from Hipposideros armiger (great roundleaf bat), 3120 nucleotides. RefSeq names its product kelch repeat and BTB domain containing 13 (gene KBTBD13). The record is from RefSeq and is a predicted model, not a curated record. The coding region runs from base 427 to 1935 and encodes 502 amino acids. The transcript has a single exon. NCBI's taxonomy places the organism in Eukaryota, Metazoa, Chordata, Mammalia, Chiroptera, Hipposideridae. Gene Ontology annotation, molecular function: protein binding. Gene Ontology annotation, biological process: regulation of the force of skeletal muscle contraction; relaxation of skeletal muscle.
CCACUGGCUGCAAAAUAAAUGCUGGCUGGUAUUUUCGUUGUUCUCUUAAAAGCAAAAAUCCUCUUCAGAUUUCUUUCAGUUUGUGAAAAUAGAUACUAAUGCAGGUUUUUCAUAAAAGCGAAGUAGCAUAAAGCAAAGUGCUUCCAAAAUGCAGGGGAUACCUGUACCAUGAAAUAGGUGUUAUUAUUGGCCUCAUUUUGAGGAAAUAAGAGGAUCAGAGAGUUAGGGUACUUGCACAAGGGCAUACAGCUGGUUAAGUGCGGGUUAAAUGGAUUAUCUUUGUAAGCAUUCCUCACAGUGCCCUGCAUACAGUAAGCGCUCAGUAUAUGGUCAUUAUCAUCAUUUCCUAUACAGGCGUGAGGGAUCCCUCAGGUCUCCGGAUGCCCUCCGGCCUGUGGCCAUCCAACCUGCUAGCCACCACAUCACAUGAGCCUUACUAUCUUUAGUCAGGGAGAUAUUUAUAUCCUCGGGAAGUUUUUUUCCGCCACAGGAGAACCCCAGAGUAGGUGGCCGCUGAAUUCGGGCCCUCAGCGGUGGCCUCCGCCCCUUCGGCUCGCGAUGCCGCGGGGUUCCGAGGCCCUGGUGCAGGUGUGGGUGGAUGGCCAGCUUUUCCAGGAGGACCAGGCCCUGCUGGUGGAGCACUGCGGGUUUUUCCGCGGCCUCUUCCGCUCCGGCAUGCGGGAAGCGCGCGCGGCCGAGGUACGCCUGGGCGCACUGAGUCCGGGGGGUUUCCGCACCACGCUGCAGGUGCUGCGCGGCCAGCGGCCCGCGCUGGCGGCCGCGGACGAGCUGCUGCAGACAGUGGAGUGCGCCGCCUUCCUGCAGGCGCCGGCGCUGGCGCGCUUCCUGGAGCACAGCCUCACGUCCGACAACUGCGCGUUGCUGUGCGACGCGGCCGCGGCUUUCGGCCUGCUCGACGUAUUUCACAGCGCCGCGCUCUUCAUCCGCGACGGCGCGCCCGAGCUGGCGGCCGAGCUGGCGCUGCCCGAGACCCGCGCCUACGUGGCGGCGCUGCGGCCCAGCAGCUACGUGGCCGUGAGCACGCACACGCCUGCGCCCGGCUUCUUGGAGGAUGAGUCGCGCACGAUGUGCUACCUGGAUGAGGAGAAGGACACGUGGCACACGCUGGCCGCACUGCCCCUGGAGGCCAGCACGCUACUGGCAGGCGUGGCCACGCUGGGCAACAAGCUUUAUAUCGUGGGGGGCGUGCGGGGCGCCAGCAAGGAGGUGGUGGAACUGGGCUUCUGCUACGAUCCGGACGGAGGCACGUGGUGCGAGUUCCCCAGCCCGCACCAGCCGCGAUACGACACGGCUCUGGCCGGCUUCGACGGCUGCCUCUACGCUAUCGGCGGCGAGUUCCAGAGGACGCCCAUGAGCUCCGUGGAGCGCUACGACCCGGCCACGGGCUGCUGGAGCUUCGUGGCCGACCUGCCGCAGCCAGCUGCUGGCGUGCCCCGUGCCCAGGCGUGUGGUCGUCUCUUCGUGUGUCUGUGGCGGCCGGCGGACACCACGGCCGUGGUGGAGUACACGGUGCGGGCCGACGCGUGGCUGCCGGUGGCUGAGCUGCGGCGCCCACAGAGCUACGGCCACUGCAUGGUGGCCCACCGCGACAGUCUCUAUGUGGUGCGCAACGGACCGUCCGAUGACUUCCUACACUGUGCCAUCGACUGCCUCAACCUGGCCACGGGCCAGUGGACAGCUCUGCCCGGGCAGUUCGUCAACAGCAAGGGAGCGCUCUUCACGGCAGUGGUGCGCGGCGACACUGUCUACACCGUCAAUCGCAUGUUCACACUGCUCUAUGCCAUCGAGGGCAGCACAUGGCGGCUGCUCAGGGAAAAGGCUGGCUUCCCACGGCCUGGCUCCUUGCAGACUGUUCUCCUGAGACUGCCUCCUGGCGCCCUGGGGCCUGUGGCCUUCACAACGCCUGAACUGUGACCUCUGGCCUGGGCUUUAAGAGGGGACAACCUGAGUCUUCCCUGAGCCAUGGCUGAGUCUAUGAAGUUGGCCUUAGGAGUGGCUGGGAGCUUUUUCUCUCCCUCGUGAGACAUCUGGAUCUUGUGUCUUCUGGUGGUGUGAACAUGUCCUAGAAACUUGGACCAGUGAUGAUGCUGAGCUCUGAGCCCUCAAAUUACUUGGGCUCUGCCUAGAGUUGGUGGGUCACAAUGUCAGUGGAGAGGUUUGGGGGGUAGGAUUUCAAUAUUCUAGGUUUGCGUGUGAAUGGGCGAGUAAUUGAGCAUGGCUAGGAAUGGGUUGAGUGAUGUUAAUCAAACUCCCAAUUGGUAGGCAAGAAUUAGUCACCUACUGUGUGCCCAGCACAGUACUAGCCCUAAUGUGAUUUGUAGUUGCCAGACAGGGGUCCACAAAGCUUAGAGUCUUAGAGUCUAACCCAGAAAAACUCAACCUUAACAGACAGUUAUAGGACCACAAAAGAUUUACACAUACCUUGAUCCAGAAAGGGUUGAAGGCAACAUGCAAAAAACAAUAAAAGUACUGAAGAAAUCAAGGAAAAGGGAAAAUAGGGAAAGUAAAAAUACAUAACUCCAGGAAGGAGAGUAUACUAGUUAUAUGAAGAAGACAGGCAGAAUAAUUAGCUGCUGAAAGGGGAGGCUGACAUGACUUUGAAAGAGAUCAAAAGAGGAGAGAUGGGAGAAGGCUGAAGCAGAUGGGAAGAGUGUGAACCCAAUCUUUAAGGCAGAGCAGCUGUGGGUGGAGGCAUUUGGGGAGGGGGCAAGGUUGGGCUGGCUUGUAGAGACUAACUGAGCUGAACCUAGGGUGAGACCUGUGAGAGAGAGAGGGUUCCCAUACCCCCUUAUGAGGUGUGGACCUACAGGGGAGAACCCAGUUGUAAGCCCCUUGCCCACUUCCUUUUUUGCCAUCCCCCUAGGGGCAAUGGACUAUUAACUUCCAUGACUUAAGGUCACUCAAGGUAUGAGCCAAUCCUGGCUAGGUCUAACUGCCUCAUCUUAUCCUCCCCCCACCCCAUUCUACAACUUAAUUCUCCUCUAGUCUCUGCUCCUGCUAUUCCCUAGGCCUGGAAUGCCUUUCCUCUUCCUGUCUUUCUAGUGGCUCUGUACCCACCUCCUCUUUGCAGGGUUGGCUGUUCCCGACCUUGGCUGUGUG